CACCUUCUUGCCCAACCGACACCUUAUUUCGACCUCGCACCACCACAUUCCGCUCCGCGACCUGUCCGUCCGUCCGUCCGUCCGUUCGGCCAUGCCCGCCGCAGCCCAUCACAGUCGCAUCUCGCAUCACCACCCGCUUUCGACCCGUUGAACAAGCAGGCGCCAGCCAUUUGACCGGCCCGGCCAGCUAGUAAGCGACGCGCCCGCGAUACUACGUACCUACUUUGCGCUCCCUGCCAGCUCUGCCACAGCUGCACGCCAUGCCCGCUGCCAUCGCGGAUCAAGACGCCGGGGGCCGGCAACACGCUCGUGACCGCUCGCCGCCUGCCCCUGCCGCCGCGUCCACGGUCAAGGCCAUCAUCGCCGAUCAGGUCACUGGUACCUACUCCGUCGCCCAGCGGUCCCUCGACCGCGUCGUGCCGCCAUCCUCGCGACGCCACGCGUACGACGCGGCUUCGGCACUCGCCUCGUCGCGACCCAUCCUCUUCUCGUUUCUGCUCGCGCAAGUCUGCUUCUCUCUGCUGCCUCUGCUGCUCUUCACCCUUUUCUGUGCGUCGGCCGUGGGCUUCGCCCUCGCAACGGGCCUUCUCUUCACGCUCUUCUGGGUUGGCGUCGCGCUCUUCGCCCUUGUGCCGACGCUGCUUCUCACAUCAUCCGUUGCCGCGCUGAUGUGGGCGUGGGCGCUCUCCGCGUUCCUCGUCGCUCGCUGGCUCUACAGUCACGCACCCCCGGGCGUCACUGGCCGGCAAGCCCAAGCACCGGUGAAGAGCGUUAGCCUCAAGGAAGAAGACUUGGACAACAAGGUGGAGCCUGCGCGUAAUUGACUGGGGGGGCUGCACGAUUGGCAACAUAGCACCAGCGAGAGACUGACUGUCGGCAUGUGGGCGCAGUUUUCCUCAUAAUUUUAGUGAUAAUACAACUCAUUACUCGGCUGUGUCUCGCCACCCCGCGUCCAGCUGAGCAGCCCUCCUCAA
This is a messenger RNA of Purpureocillium takamizusanense, 974 nucleotides long. RefSeq lists its product as uncharacterized. The record is from RefSeq and is a predicted model, not a curated record. Lineage: Eukaryota; Fungi; Ascomycota; Sordariomycetes; Hypocreales; Ophiocordycipitaceae. The coding region runs from base 261 to 824 and encodes 187 amino acids. The transcript is spliced from 2 exons.